Molecule: messenger RNA, 3282 nt
Organism: Neoarthrinium moseri
Lineage: Eukaryota; Fungi; Ascomycota; Sordariomycetes; Amphisphaeriales; Apiosporaceae
Exons: 2
Coding region: 1-3282 (1093 amino acids)
Source: RefSeq, a predicted model, not a curated record
AUGAGUCUCGCAGACAAGAAGAUGCCGCCCGAUAGGCCGGCGGGUCUCCCGGGAGACUUGAGCGUCCUUGUGGGGAACAAGUCGUACAGCAUCAUUCCCUCUGACAUCCAUCCGCAAUCCACUAGAGAUGCGCGUUCCAAGGUCAUGGGAUAUGACGAUCGCAACAUGCAGAUGACGGAUGACUUCAAGUACCAACAGCUAUCGAGCGGGAAAUGGAUACGGUUGUUACGGCUGAAGCCGGGCUUCUACGAGAAUACGACCAUCGAAUGUGAGCUGAUCGAUGUCGAGUACACGGAAAAAUAUGAACUACCAGUCCUCGGCCAGGAUAGUCAACAAAAUUACGAAGCGCUGUCGUGGUGCUGGGGUACCGGGAACAGGGACCGCGCCCUGUUGAUCACCAGGGGUGAGAACAUAUACAAAAUGAAGGUCACCCGAGAGCUUGCCUUGGCGUUGAAAUAUCUCCGUCACAAGAACAGGAAUCGCCUUCUGUGGAUCGAUGCCAUAUGUAUCGACCAGGAAAAUACUCAAGAGCGUAAUCACCAGGUCCAAAUGAUGUCCCUCAUCUAUACAAAGGCCUCCGGGGUAUGCGUCUGGCUCGGGGAGGAUGACGACGACAGCAACCUCGCUAUCCAGUUUGUCAAGGAGGAUAUCCUGAACUUUGAAAACUUCGACGCCGUCUGCUCCAACAAGAAGAAUGCAGACAAGUGGCGGGCGCUGCUGAUGCUGAUGCAGCGCCCCUGGUUCUCGCGCCGCUGGGUAGUCCAGGAGAUUGCUCUCGCCCAGAAAGCCACCAUAUACUGCGGCCCGGACAUCAUCGCCUGGGAUGACUUUGCUGUGGCUGUGGAACUCUUCGUCGAGGUUGAGACGGCAACACACCGCCUCUCCGAGGUCAUCCAGAAGGACGAGCGGUUCUACCAUGUCCCCGGUUGGUUUGAGUAUGUCUCCCAGCUGGGGGCGAGCCUGCUGGUCUCCGCGACGGGGAAGAUCUUUCGUAGGUACAAGCCACGCAAAUAUACUGCCGACCAGCGUGGCCUACAGAGUCUCGAAUAUCUUGUGUCAAGCCUUUUUACUUUCGAGGCUUCAGAGCCCAGGGACGUGAUCUACUCGCUGCUGGCUAUCGCACGAGACACGACACCCCUUGCGGACGUACGCUCUGCAUUGGACCGUAGCGAUGAUGAAGCUCGACUCACAAAGAUAUUGUCGACCUUUAUAGUCCAGAAGCCUUAUUCCGUCGAUUACGACCUUCCAUACUCCGAGGUUUGUGCCAACUUCGUUCAAUUCUGUGUCGAGCGCACUCGGGCAACGGAUCCCUCGAGAGCCUUGGAUAUCAUUUGUCGUCCGUGGGCAAUAGCACUCGAUCCAAAGAAGGAGAAGAAGAGGAGGCGGACCAAAGGCCGUUCAACGGCGCCACUGUGUGCCCAGAGGAGCAGCUUUCAUAUCAUUAAGAAAUCCGCGGUGAAUGACCGAGAACUUGUGCCUCACAGUCCCAACGAUAUACGACGCAGUGAUUCUGCAUCAGAAGAUCCUGUUUCCGAAGGACCGUCGGGAGAUGCAACUUUUCCUCCAAAUACUUCAGAAAAAGCCUCUAAUAGAGGGCAUAGUGUAAAACUUAGCCCUGGGGAUGUUGAAGACGGUAUAGAUGGUAAUUCACAGUACGAGAAAACCAAAACGGAGCCGGCCCGUACGAAAGCAGAGGCUCCGGUGUGGGAAAAGAAGGAUUUGAAGUUAGAGAACCUGGACCGUCUUCCUCGCGAGAAAGACAACCGCGAAAACAAACAAUACUGGAAGGAGGCAAUUGAGAAGGCGAUCCGACAUCACGGCCUACAAGGGGAUGAGUCCGAAAAGUGCGGCGUACGAAAGGAGAUUCUCAAACACUUCCCUUUCCCUAUCCCUGAGCCGGAUGUGAACUCGGAGCAACCCCCCGAUAUCGCUCUACCUUCCUGGAUAGGCACUCUGGACAGAGCGCCGUAUGCACUCUUUCGGAAUCCAGGAAUCGCGAACGUCAAGAAAAUGGGCCGCAGGCACGCCGACCCACUUGUCGGAUUACCUGAGGACGGGCAGAGGAACUACACUGCGGCGCAAACCAAGUCACCCGACUUCACGAAAUUGAAAUUCAGAAAACGAAAGGACCAUUUCAGUCUCUUUGCUAAAGGCUUCAUCCUUGGCCGAGUUGACAAGGUAGGCCCGCCUUCUCAGAACGGGGCUGUGCCUCAGGGGUGGUUUAAAAAAGAGCUGGGCGGAUGGGAAGCCGUGCUGGAAGAGGACGGCCACAACAAAGAGCCGCCCGAGGCGUUCUGGAGGACUUUGGUUGCCGACCGAGGGAACGACAAUCGAAAUCCGCCUUACUAUUAUGCAAGGGCAUGUGCCGAGUCGGUUGCCAAGGGCGGGCUUCUCGGCGGUGCGGUCUCUACCACAGAGCUGAUUCACAAUGAGCGGAACUCGAUCAUUGCAGAGUACUGCCGCCGCGUUCAAGCUGUCAUUUGGAACCGGAAGCUUGUGAAAAUCGUUCUAGAGGGAAACGUCGUUGAUGACAACGACAAUAACGACAACAAUGAGAAGGACAGCGACAACGAGGACAAAGACAAGGACAAGGAGGCCUUGGGCCUCGUGCCCGAUAGCGUCGAGAAGGGUGAUCUGGUUUGUAUCCUCUACGGCUGUACGGUCCCGGUGGUGCUGAGGCAAUCACCAAAAAAGUUACCGCAAGACCUGGAAGAUGAGAAGUUCCAGGAUCUUGGCGAGUACUUAAGGAAGCAGGCUCGGAAUCUGGAGCAAGUGCGCCUGCGUAGGGCGAGGUAUGCGGAACUUUCCAAAUCAAAGUGGAAAGAGGACGAGAUGGAAGAGAUCAGAACGCUGACCGAGUCCACGAGAGACGAGAUGAGACGUUGGGCCGAAGAGGAGCGUGCUGACAAGAAGCGGAAGGAAGACUCCAAGAAGCUUAUGGCUGAAGCAGUGAAGAAAAGCAUUGAGGCGGUGGAGAAUAUCAGAAAGACCAAUGAUGGACCUACCGUUGACGGCCAGGUGAAUGGCAAGGCCGAGCGCCGCUCCUCCUACGUGGAGACAUCGAGAACGCCACGCCCAUCGGUGAGUGUCUCGGACCGCAGCCGAACCAUGGAGAUAAACCCCAGUCUGAGGGAUCAGAGAGCCCAGCAGGCAGAGAAGGACGACCCAUACUUCUGGUACCAACUCAAAGGAGAGUGUUAUGUCCACGGUAUGAUGGACGGGGCCGCGCUGAAGGAACAGUUCUAUGAGAGUUUACCGGAGCACGUUUUUGAGAUACGCUGA